AUGCAUUCCCUCAUUGCUCCCCUAAUGGUUGCGGGCUUCGCCAGCCUCGCGCAAGCCUUUACGAAACCCACCGAAAGCACAUGGGGCCCAUUGCUCGAGCCUGACUUGACUCACCCCGUUACUCAAGGCGAGACCUUCGACGUGACCUGGGACCCAGAGAACCACCCCACCGACAACGUGACAGUCUCUCUUGUGCUCUGCCAUGGUCCCUCGUCGAACUGCGUCCCGUCAGACAGCGCAAUCGCGUCGGGCCUCCCGGCCAGCUCAAAGUCUUUCUCUUGGGACGUCCCUUGCGAUCUGGCUCCCGGCACCCAGAGCACUUCGACAGGUUACGGCAUGCUGAUCAUUGUCGACGGCACCGGAGAAUUCCAGUACUCGACCCAGUUCUCUGUCCUGGAGGGCAAGACAUGCUCGACAUCGGGCUCCGGACCCUCCAACAACAGCACAAGCCCAAGUAGCACCGUUACCAACAGCGCUGGCUCUGUAGUCAUCUUGCCACCCACCCAGCAAACUGGGUCGGCUCACCCAGGCUCCAACGGCACCAUCGUGACCGCCUCUGGCCCGAGCUGGACGGGUUCAGGCAUCUCCAUCCCAACCACCACAGCCACCGACAUCUCCAGCCUUGUUACCGUUACCUUCAGCAGCGGCUCCAUUGUGAGCACGGCAAUCGUCACGGCCGCACCUACAGUUGCAACCGCUGGAGCCACCACCACAGGAAGUGCACCGGCUACCACGUUCACUGGCGCCGCGGCACAGGUCGCACUAAAUGGCGCAGGCAUGGUUCUGGCCGGUGCCGUCGCCAUAUUCGCCCUGUAA
Molecule: messenger RNA, 816 nt
Organism: Exophiala spinifera
Lineage: Eukaryota; Fungi; Ascomycota; Eurotiomycetes; Chaetothyriales; Herpotrichiellaceae
Exons: 2
Coding region: 1-816 (271 amino acids)
Source: RefSeq, a predicted model, not a curated record